AACGCAUUAUAAUGCGCAACGUACUUUUGCAGUGUUGGCAAUGCGUUCAGAAAUGCAAAUAUGGCAGUACUGCAAAUGCAGCGCGUUCCAAAACGCCAUUUUUGUAUCAAAAGUCGUGCAUUAUUUGCAACAAAAAUUUUCACACUGCCGCUGAUUACGCUAGUAUGAUGUCUGAUGAAAACGAUUAUCUAAGUACAUCGGAAGUAAAGUUGAUUCUCAGAGUCCGACUGAGCAUGGAGUGUGAAUUUGCUUCAGGGAGGAGGAAAAAGAGUGUUUUGUGGAAUAAGGUGGUGGAGGAAAUUAAAAAAGUGAAUAAUGAUUUAAAAAUAGACGGGCAAAUCGCGCGGCGAAAAUUUUCUAACUUGCUGGUAACUUAUAAGCGGAUAAAAAAACGCAACAACUCAUCCGGUAGGGAAGCUACAUCGUGGCUUCACUUUGAAGACUUCGACGAGGUGUAUGGUACCAGACAUUCCAUUAAUGUGCCCAUAGAAAACUUACAGAGUUCGCUUGGGCUGCCAUCGUCGCCAUUAUUGGAACGAAAUAAUAACGAACCGCCAAAUUCUCCACCAACUUCAAGUCGAAGAGCCACCCAAUCCAGGAAGAAUGCCAACAACGAACUGUUGCAUUUUUUAGAAGACGAGGCGAUGAAAGAGCAGGCCCGACACGAUGAGGUAUUGGCUGUUGAGAAGGAGAAGCUUGCUUUGGAAGAAGAACGAUUAAAAACGCUUCUGGACAUAAAAUCGAUUUUGAGCCAAUGCCUGCAAAAGUGAUUUUUUUUUUUUACCACAAACAAAACAAAGAUGAACUUUUUUAUUUAUUUUUUUUAUUUUCUUUU
Molecule: messenger RNA, 835 nt
Organism: Anastrepha obliqua
Lineage: Eukaryota; Metazoa; Arthropoda; Insecta; Diptera; Tephritidae
Exons: 2
Coding region: 12-770 (252 amino acids)
Source: RefSeq, a predicted model, not a curated record